AGUGGUCCCAAAGAAGAGAAAGAGAAGCCAUUUCAUUGGUUCGGUAUUCUCUUUAACAUCUUACUCUCUCUACUACUCUGGUCUUCAGCAAAAUCUGAAAAGACAAGUAAAAUAUAUUGAUGUCUCUUCAACGACCCAAUGGGAACUCGAGUUCCUCUUCUUCCCCCAAGAAGCACAAAACUGAGGAGAGUGACGAGGAGGAGUUGUUGAUGGCUCUUGACAUGGAAGCAGCUGGAUCAACAGGUGUUCUAAGCAGCAACGCCGACGACGGAGUCAACAAACCGGAGAUUGACCAGACCCAAAACGUAACUUCAACCGCCAAGCGGGGCCGUAGACGAGACCCAGUCGAUAAAGAAUACAGAAGACACAAGCGAUUGUUGAGAAAUAGGGUAUCGGCACAAGAAGCGAGGGAGAGGAAGAAAGUGUAUGUGAGUGAUAUGGAAUCAAGAGCUAACGAGUUGCAGAACAACAAUGAUGAGCUUGGGGAGAAGAUCUCUACUUUGAUGAACGAGAACACAAUGCUUCGCAAAAUGCUUAUCAACACUAGGCCUAAAGCUGAUGACAGUCACUAGGAUGAUAAAAAUCCUUUAACUAAUCUAAUGUUGUAUGUUUAUCUUUUCGUUUGUAUACAAAUAACAUCAAGUUGCGCAUAACAUUGUCUCACCAAAAAGUUGAUCUUUUUAAAAAUCGGUGGAUAAAAUGUAAUUUUAGAUUUGCAUAAUCAAGAAAGACAAAAGGUAAAGACUUCA
This is a messenger RNA of Brassica oleracea var. oleracea, 749 nucleotides long. RefSeq names its product transcription factor HY5-like. NCBI's taxonomy places the organism in Eukaryota, Viridiplantae, Streptophyta, Magnoliopsida, Brassicales, Brassicaceae. Gene Ontology annotation, cellular component: nucleus. The transcript is spliced from 3 exons. The coding region runs from base 120 to 572 and encodes 150 amino acids. Gene Ontology annotation, biological process: red or far-red light signaling pathway; regulation of photomorphogenesis; response to far red light. Gene Ontology annotation, molecular function: DNA-binding transcription factor activity, RNA polymerase II-specific. The record is from RefSeq and is a predicted model, not a curated record.